Durotheca rogersii is the source of this 702-nucleotide messenger RNA. RefSeq lists its product as uncharacterized. Lineage: Eukaryota; Fungi; Ascomycota; Sordariomycetes; Xylariales; Xylariaceae. The transcript is spliced from 2 exons. The coding region runs from base 1 to 702 and encodes 233 amino acids. The record is from RefSeq and is a predicted model, not a curated record.
AUGGAGGGCAACAAACCUACGUUGCAUUUUAUGACCAAUUCGGGGUCGCAGCAGAGCCUGUGGCUGCUGGAGGAGUUGGGCAUCGAAUACAACCUCGUCCUGCACGAACGGGACCGGGGCCGCGCGGCAGUCGCCCUGCGGGACACACAUCCGCUUGGCAAGGCGCCGCAGCUCGUCACGGCUUCGGGCCGCACGAUCGCCGAGCGCAGCGCGAUCGCCUACUACCUGAUCGAGACGUACGACAAGGAGGGCCGGUUUAAGCGGCCGGCCGACGACCGCGAGAACGACCAGUUCCGCGAGCAGCAGCUCCUCUCGGUGGGCAUGACGUCGGCGAACGUGUACAUGAGCCUCAAGGUCGUAUUGAGCGCGCUCGCUCACUCUACGCCCUUCUUCGUCCGGCCGCUGAUCCUGAGCAUCCUGUGGGUGCUCAGCAGGGCAUUCCUGGACGCCGAAAUCGAUAGCGUCUUCAAGUUCCUAGACGCCGAGCUCGAGGGGCGCCAGUUCUUCAACGGCACGGAGCGGCCAACGGGACUCGAUUUCGUGCUGCAGUGGUACGUCGACUUCGGACGCUGGGGAUGCGGUAUCGACCUGGACAAGUACCCGAAGAUAAGGGAGUGGAAUGAUAGGUGUGUUUCGCGCGAGGCGUGGAAAAAGGCUCUGAAGAAGGGCAACGGUUAUGGCGUGGCCUUCUGGGAGAAGUAA